Molecule: messenger RNA, 662 nt
Organism: Glycine soja
Lineage: Eukaryota; Viridiplantae; Streptophyta; Magnoliopsida; Fabales; Fabaceae
Product: protein FLOWERING LOCUS T-like
Exons: 4
Coding region: 55-585 (176 amino acids)
Source: RefSeq, a predicted model, not a curated record
ACAAAGCAUAAGAAAACCAAUUGUAAAGUAGUUUCCACUGUCUCCUUAUUGAUCAUGCCUCGUGGAAGUAGGGACCCUCUAGUUGUUGGGCGUGUGAUUGGGGAUGUAUUGGACCCUUUUGAAUGUUCUAUUCCUAUGAGGGUCACCUACAAUAACAAAGAUGUCAGCAAUGGAUGUGAAUUCAAACCCUCACAAGUUGUCAACCAACCAAGAAUAAAUAUCGGUGGUGAUGAUUUCAGGAACUUCUACACUUUGAUCGCGGUUGAUCCUGAUGCACCUAGCCCAAGUGAUCCCAAUUUCAGAGAAUACCUCCAUUGGUUAGUAACUGACAUUCCAGCAACAACGGGGCCUACUUUCGGUCAUGAGGUUGUAACAUAUGAAAAUCCACGACCCAUGAUGGGGAUCCAUCGUAUAGUCUUUGUGUUAUUUCGUCAACAGGGUAGAGAGACAGUGUAUGCACCAGGAUGGCGCCAAAAUUUCAUUACUAGAGAAUUUGCUGAACUUUACAAUCUUGGAUUGCCAGUUGCUGCUGUCUAUUUUAACAUCCAGAGAGAAUCUGGUUGUGGUGGAAGAAGGCUAUGUUAAUAAUAAGACUUAAAUAAGUUUUUGAUCUUUAUAAAAUAAGGGACUUUUGAAUGUGUUUUUAAAAAAUUUUAGUUAAA